Molecule: messenger RNA, 381 nt
Organism: Blepharisma stoltei
Lineage: Eukaryota; Ciliophora; Heterotrichea; Heterotrichida; Blepharismidae
Source: the annotation of a GenBank genome assembly
AUGAGCUUAAAGAGUUUUUCAAGCAGCAGUAGCAUUCUUAUAGCAGAAAGUGAAGAGCCACAUGAUAUUGAAAGGCUACAAGGAGAAAUCAGUAUAAUAAGCUCCUUGAAUGUUUAUUAUCGUUUAAACAGGGAAUUCAAGAUGAUAGGAAGGCCAGAAUUAACAGAGCGAAUGCUUAGGCGUAUCACAAAAUGUGAUCAAAUCCCAAAGGACUUCCAAACAAGACCUUUAUAUAUAAACUUAUCAGGAAUUAUUGAUGAACUUAUGCUAAAUGAGCUAGAGAUUGCACUAUGGGCAAUUUAUUUAGAAAACUUAGUACAGCAUAUAAGGCAAAACAGUUUUUCAACUCAGAUAGCAUUGAACCUUUGCGCAUGUACUUAA